Molecule: messenger RNA, 4150 nt
Organism: Galleria mellonella (greater wax moth)
Lineage: Eukaryota; Metazoa; Arthropoda; Insecta; Lepidoptera; Pyralidae
Gene: RecQ4
Product: ATP-dependent DNA helicase Q4
Exons: 1
Coding region: 280-4113 (1277 amino acids)
Biological process (GO): double-strand break repair via homologous recombination
Cellular component (GO): nucleus; chromosome; cytoplasm
Molecular function (GO): four-way junction helicase activity; zinc ion binding; 3'-5' DNA helicase activity
Source: RefSeq, a predicted model, not a curated record
UAACAAAGUGGUGAUUACUUACUCUGUGGUAAUUUUUAUUUAAUUUAUUUCCUUCCUAAACUUAAUAAAAAAAAUUUGUCUUUUGUUUAUUAGGUAUACUAAAACUAAAAAACUAAUCCGACCUUAUUUUAGAUACAUCGCCUUUUUAUCUGUACCUCAUAAUAAGGUACUUAAUUUACCGACAAAACAAGAAAAUAUUGUCUGCAUAUAGCUAAUUGCUAAUUUGCAUUCUUUCGUCUUCUCUUCAACGAAAUUGUAAAUAUAUGAACUAUUACUAACAUGGAUCUUGUAGAAUCUAUUAAAGAAGAUAAACUAUAUUUAAAAUGUAAACGUACUGUGAAAUCUUGGGAAAAAGAUUUUAAAAUAAAAUAUGCUCGCACGCCGUCCAAAUUAGACAUUAAAGAAGCUCCAGCCAAAAUAAAAUAUGCAUAUAAAAAGUAUUUUCAAUUGAAAAGUGUAGCUCUAGAAAAUUCAUUGUCUGUAUGUGACUUUGAAGAUGAGUCUCAGUUAAGUCAAUCGCCGGAGCAAGUCACUAAUUUAGAAAGUUCUUGUGAGUCUCCACAUCUUCAAUCUGAACAGUUAUUACCAGAUUUACCAACAGGUCAAGAAUUGGAAAGACUUUUAUCUAGUAACAAACAGACUAAAUCACAAAGUGUAGAAUUUCAUAAUCAAUUUGCUGAUAAUUUGUCCAAAAAAAUAUUUCAGUCUAGAAAGUUUUCUUUAAGGAAUCCACGGAAAAUGACAGUUUCCAAAACUCAAUCUGUAACAGAAAUGCCGAACAAUAUUGCUGAAAAAAGUACCUGUGAAGCCAGUACUUUUAUUCCCACAAUAGAGGAAAAUGUGUAUUCUAAUAUUUCAUUCACUACAGAAAGUAGUUCCACAUACACAUUAAGCUCAGUGACAAGUGUGAAUAAUAUGGUGGAAUUAGUUCCAAAAGUAAGGCAAGUUGAUGGAGCGUGGCUCGAAAGGGCAACUGGACUUAAUAACACAGCUGCUAAAGAUAAAAGCAAUACUAAUUUAAAAUCAGAAUUUGGAUUACGCAAUGUAAAUGUUAUAAAACUAGCAGAGAAACCUUUUGAUUAUAUCGAGAAUAGUGAAUCGGAGGAAGAAGAUAACAUAUCAAUUAAUAAGUUAAAAUCUGCUCUGAAGAAAAGAAGACUAGAUAGCGGUGUACAUUCUGUGGAUAAAGAAAAGUCGAAUAUGAAAAAUCAAGUUACAAAUGAAUCAAGAAAUUGUGAUAAAAGUUCAAAUAUCAAAGCAAAAAGGAUGUCACAACAUAAAAAACAAAGAUUACAAAAAAAUAUUGACGAAUGCAAUGAACAACAACCCCCUAAUAUAGCUCAAUAUGUACCAUUUGGAUUAGAAGAAGAUAUUAUUCCACGCCAUAGGAACAUUACAAAUAUAUUAAGUACAUUUAAGACUGAUCUAAUGAAUGAAAGUAAAAUUGAAAACUCUUGUAAUGCAAAAGAAUUUGAUAAAUUAGCUAAUAAAAUUAAAAGUGGAACUUUAAAUGAUAACUUUGUGAAAAUUAAUAUUGAAAAGAAAGUGUUUGUUAGAGGUAAAAAGAACAUAAAUUUUUCAAAAUAUAAAAAGCAGCAAUGGAAGAAUAAAAAAUCUCUUCAUGGUGGCAUGGAAUUUCCUGAGACUGGUAAAAUUACAUGUUACAAAUGUAGUUCCACUGGACAUAUGGCUAGGUACUGUACAGCGCACAGAGGAGAUGCACUUUUACCAUUAGAUAAUUAUGAAGAAAAUACUUUGCCAUCUUUAGAUGACAUGCAAGAUAUUGUAGAUAAAGAAGCAAACAAUAUGACCAUAUCAGAUCAGUUAAGUUUAUCCAUUUAUAAAUCUAGUCAAAUUCCUGACGCUGUCAUGAAAGUACUAGCUAAGACACAAGAUAAUAAUACUAAUAUUAAACCUAUUUAUUCAUAUGGCGAAUUAGAAACUCCAAAAGAAUUAUAUGAAGCUCUCCAUAAAUUUGGACAUGAAACAUUUCGAUCAGGUCAGGAAGAAGCCAUCAAAAGGAUUUUAUGCGGUAUGUCAACACUGUUAAUAUUAUCAACUGGAGGUGGUAAAUCACUUUGCUACCAACUUCCUGCUUAUAUAUAUAGUCAACAUUAUAAAUGCAUAACUUUAGUGAUCUCACCAUUAGUUUCAUUAAUGGAAGAUCAAGUACUUAGUAUGCCAGAUUUCCUAAAAGCAGGUUGUUUGCAUACAAAUCAGCCUCCCACACAACGACAAAAAAUAAUACAGUGUUUAAAAAAUGGUGAAAUCAAUAUCCUUCUUAUAUCUCCUGAAGCUUUAGUAUCAGGAGAUUUAUCUAAUGGUUUUUCAGGCAUCUUUAAGUCUUUACCUCAAAUAGCCUUUGCUUGUAUUGAUGAAGUACAUUGUGUUUCACAGUGGAGUCAUAAUUUUAGACCCAGUUAUUUAAUGAUAUGUAGAGUAUUACAAGAGAAACUUAAAAUAAAAUGUAUUUUGGGUCUAACAGCCACAGCCAGUCAACAAACAAUCAAAAGUGUAAUCAAUCACAUAAAUAUACCUGAUAAUAUAAAUGGCGUUAUAAUAAACCCAACUCUGCCAGAUAACCUUUGUUUAUCGGUUUCUUAUGAAAAAAAUAAAGAUCAAGCUCUAGUAGCUUAUCUUAGAUCUGAACAUAUUAGUUCUUUCAAUUCUAUUAUUGUGUAUUGCAUACGAAGAGAUGAAUGUGAAAGGGUUGCUGCUCUACUUAGAUCAUGUCUUCAAGAACCAAAUAAACUUACUAUGGAACGACAGCAUAACAAAAGAAAAAGAAUGUCGUAUAUUGCUGAAGCAUAUCAUGCUGGAAUGUCUGGAGCACAAAGAAAGAAAAUACAAAAACAUUUUAUGGACGGUACAUUAAAAAUUAUAGUGGCAACUGUAGCUUUUGGUAUGGGGAUAAAUAAAUCAAAUAUUAGAUGUAUUAUACACUACAAUAUGCCUAGUAGUUUUGAGUCAUAUGUUCAAGAAGUUGGUCGUGCAGGACGUGAUGGAAAAAAUGCUUAUUGUCAUGUAUUUAUGAAUGAUAGUAAUAAUGAUAAAAAUGAGCUUCUCAAACAUAUUUAUGCUAACAGUAUUGAUAGGCCUACAAUAAGAAAAUUACUACAAAAAGUAUUUGUGCCCUGCAAUUGUAAUUGUGAUAAAAAUGAACAACUUUCUUCUGAAAGUGCAAGUACAAGCAUGCGAUGUAAAGGACAUGAGAUUGGAAUACCAAUUGAUAGUACAGUAGAAGAAUUGGAUCUGCCCUCUGAAAAUAUAGCUACAUUAUUAUGUUAUGUUGAACUACAUUCUAAAAAAUACAUUAAAGUUCUCAAUAACGCUUAUACUUUAUGUAAAAUUGCUUCCUAUGGUGGUCCAGCCAAAAUUUUAGAAGCGGCAAAAACAUGUAGUCCUCUUGCUAUGGCAUAUUUACUUUUAAGUAAAAAAGACCCUAAUAUUCUAACAAAAAAUAUUUUGGUAUUUAAUGUAAUUGAAGUUGCAGCAGCCAUUGGUUGGGAAAGUGGAUUGACAAAAUAUCACUUGAAAAAUCUAGAAUGGAAGACAGAAGAAGGAGUGCCUAAAAGAUCCUUAUUAAAAGUUGAAUUUAACACACUAGGUUUUAGGAUUAAGGCUCCAGGAGACUUAAGACCCUUUGAACUUGAUUCAAUAUUAGAGGAUUUACAUGGAACAGUAAUUUUUCAGGAGAAAACAAUGUUGUAUCAAUUAGAAGAAAUAAAUGUAGCUUUUACCACUAUCGCAAAUUAUUCUUUGGAAAACUUUCAGUUGUCGGGAACAUUCUUAGAUGAAAAGUCAAAUGAAUUGAAAUCAAUAAUCAGGACAUAUUUUCAAAGAAAUGAGACUUUACCAAUAGAUAUUAUGAUUAAACAAAGACCACUGGAUGUUGAUCGAAUAACAUCCGAUGUUCGUGCCUUAAUAUCAUCAUACAAAGAUUGUAAUUUUACUGGUCGUAGUAUAGCAAGAAUUUUUCAAGGUAUAUCAUCACCCAAUUAUCCAGCAAUUGUUUGGGGUAGAUGCAAAUUUUGGCGAUCACAUAUACAUGAAGAUUUUCAUGGUAUAAUUAAAAUUGCGACACAACAAAUUCUUACAAUGAAAAUGGCUUAAAAGUUAUAAAUUUGAUUAAAUAAACAUAAUAACUAUU